AUGAUCUUUUCAUUUUGUGGCCCUUGUAAGAUGUGCGUUGCGGGAGUUGAAGAAUGCACAAUAAUUUUGACCGAGUGCAGUAUAAUUUGCUGCCGCAAGAAAAACUCAUCAGUGAUCAUGAGCGCACCAAUUCGUCGGCUUGGAAGACUGGAUCUUCGAUCCAAACAGUCGGACAUGGAAGAAGAUCACCGUCGACAAGCGCUGCUCUUUGCGCAUUAUUCUACUGACGAAACAGCUAGGUUACAAUUUAUGGCGGAGACCUACAGAAUGAGAAUGGAGCAAGGAUUGAUUCACACAGAAUCUUUCGAUGAAAUUAGCUCGGAUUUGGAGGCGGCGCUGGAAGAGGAUCUCGACGAGCUCGAUGACGACCAAGAAGAAGACAACGAAAUGGAUGAUGCGGACGAGGCCGAGCUACUUGGGAUAAAACAAAUGCGUUAG
Molecule: messenger RNA, 438 nt
Organism: Oikopleura dioica
Lineage: Eukaryota; Metazoa; Chordata; Appendicularia; Copelata; Oikopleuridae
Source: the annotation of a GenBank genome assembly